Molecule: messenger RNA, 1460 nt
Organism: Carassius auratus (goldfish)
Lineage: Eukaryota; Metazoa; Chordata; Actinopteri; Cypriniformes; Cyprinidae
Product: serine/threonine-protein kinase pim-2-like
Exons: 7
Coding region: 224-1246 (340 amino acids)
Biological process (GO): protein autophosphorylation; regulation of mitotic cell cycle; negative regulation of apoptotic process
Cellular component (GO): cytoplasm
Molecular function (GO): ATP binding; protein serine/threonine kinase activity
Source: RefSeq, a predicted model, not a curated record
UCACCUGAGCAGAUUUGAUCAACAUACAGAAAAUAUCAUUUUCAUACAAAAACGGACUGGAGUCAGUUCUGCAGAUGCUCAGCUGAUGUGUUAACUCUACACAGACAGCUGGAAACACUACAGCAGGGGCAACAAAGUAGACCCAGACAGCGUCAAGCCAGAGUCUCAGCAAGAUCCACUCAAAUCUGAGUUAACAGCUGUCCCAGAAGCACCCAGUGUCGAGAUGACACGUACAACCGAUCCAGCUGAUCCUGAGCCUUCCUCUGUCUCGGGUCCAUCCAGUCUCCAGCUGACACCUGACAGCGAUCCAACCAGUCCUGAUCCUGACCCUGAGCCAAUGGAUCCCCAGCCAGGUGCAUCCAAUCAUGAGCUGCCACCUCACACCGAUCUGGUUGAUUCUCAGCCAAUGAAUGUCUCUCGUCAGUCCAGUCUUAAAAUGACACCUGAUCUCAAGCAAGAACCUGUCCCAGGUCCGUCUGGCCUUCAUUCAGAGUUAACAUCCCUUCCGGGUCCAGCUGUCGGAUCAUUUUUCUCCCUUUAUGAUGUGGGAGUGUCACUGGGAUCAGGAAAUUUUGGCACUGUUUAUGAGGGGACUCGUCGAUCUGAUGGUCAGAAGGUUGCCAUCAAAUUUUUAACCAAGUCGGUGCAGGACUGCUUUAUUUAUGUUCCUGGGAGUAUCAGACCUCUGCUGGGGGAAGUGGCUCUAAAUCUGGUGGUGCGAGAGCCUCCUCAAAGCCCCAACAUUGUCCAAAUGUAUGAAUGGUUUGAGCAGCAUCAUCGGUACAUCUUGAUUUUGGAAUAUCCACAUCCAUGUGAGACCUUGCUCAGCUUCACCUUGAGCAACGGAGGUUAUCUUGAAGAAACUGUGGCACGUGGCUUAAUGCACCAAGCGGUGCUCGCAGCCAAACACUGUCUGGACCGGCGUGUCUUUCACCGUGACAUCAAGUCGGACAACAUCCUGGUCAACACAGAGACACUGCAGCUCAAAUUAAUAGACUUUGGCUGUGGCAAACUUUUUGAAACUUCUGACUAUGAUGAGUACACAGGGUGUCCAGCGGUCAAAGCUACGGUCAAGUCUUUGGGUGUUCUGCUGUUCAGAAUGGUGAAUGGAAUCAGCUUUGUAGAAAUCCAGAUGAUUCCCUCCUCCACUUUAUCCAGUGAAUGCUGUGAUCUGCUAAAUCAGUGCAAGAGCAGCAGCCUGACUUUAGACAAGCUGUUAGAACAUGAAUGGUUUAGGAAGAGCUGAAGGAGCGAAGAGAAUAUCACUCAUGAGGUAGUGUUACACAAUAUUUGAGAAAAAAAAAAGGCUGAUAAUAAAAACUUAAGAAAUGACUCUCACAAAAAAAGCAAGCAGUGCUGUCAUUUAGUAGUCAUUCCACAGGCCUAAACUUAAAAACUUUAAACUUUAUUUAAUGCUUUAUUUACAAUAUUCACACAUUCCCAUUAUAAUAAAUGUCCUA